GCCGCCGACCGGCACUCACCGUCCCGCGCAAGCACGAUAUCGUCAGUCACCGUCAGCCGGCUGGUCGUGAGCACUGCGUUUCACCAUGUGGUCAAAGGUGUGGAUCGUCGUCUGUCUCGUCGCCGCCGCCGCCGCCGCCGUGGUUACAGAUACUAUCGGAUUGAAUUCCAACGAACGACAUUCUACGAAAUCUUUUAAAAAGGCACCAGCACCCAUGGUGGACGAUGAUCUUUUGGAGUUCUUGGUCCGCGUGGCCGAAAACCCCGCGGAGUGGAACAAGAUUCGACGUGUUCUAAGCAUGUUGGGCCGGGACGAGACGAGCGUGCAGACCACGACCGCGGACGCGAUCACGACGACGACAUCGACGACGAUGCGGCCGUCGCCGACCGCAGUGCCAGUGCCAGUGACGACGACGACGACCGACAAGGACCGUGGCCGCGGUGAGCCGGUCGCAAAGUCGUGGCCGUCGGGCGAGUGGAUUUUGAAAGCAGUGGAGAACAUCAGAGCUGCGGCCAGGGCCAAGGAAAUGGGAGUGGGUGACGGGGGAGCCGAGGGCGACCCUUACGAUUAUGACGACGAGGACAAGGACGACGACGACGACGACGUGGCGGCCAACUAUGAGAUCGAAGAGAUUGACGCUCCGACCACGGGACAACCGCAACCGCCGCUGUCGCCUUCACCGCCGCCACCACACCCACGAGUGGCCGCGGUCGGGCACAUGUCUCGGUAUCAGUUCAGGCGGAUAGACGGGCACCCUGGUGACGGUCGCGUGAACGGCACGUACGUGGCCGUCGUCGAGAGCGAUCGCCAUCCGCCGCGUGGUAUCGUCUACAACCCGGUGAGACAGAAAAAACCAAAUCCCGCGACAUAAUUCCAACACCGCAGAAGCACACGACGACGUCGAUUCGCGCGAGUCACCAGCUAUACUGGCCGAACGGAGAACACAAUUUAACGUUAACGCCGUUUAUACAUAGCAAUACACGAAAACAUUUUGUCGUAUCAACCAAAUUAUAUCAUUAAUUAUUAUAAACACGUCCGGAUAAAAACAUUUUCCCGUUCAUUUUAAUGCGUAUUGAUUUCUAGAUGUUACGACCAACAUUUUCACUGUCUCGUAUCAAUUAAACUAAUACGAUACACAAUAAUAUUUAUUUUAAAUGUAUUAAAGUUAUAUAAUUGCGUGCUGUUUUAAAUCGAUACGGAAAAUAUACAUUUUUUCGUACGGAACAUAAUUUUAAUAAUAAUUAUAAUAAUAUACGAUAAUAUUUUAUUGAUAAUACUAUAAUAUACAGAUAUAAUGUAUAAGCUGAAAUUAAUUUCUACGUUUUCAUUUCCACUUGAUUAUAAACGAUUAGAUAUACCUUUGAUGAAGAAGAAGAAAAAAAAAUUAAGCACCCUAAUUAUAGUAGUCGGUAUAAUAUCAUUAUGUAUGUAACGUUUCGCGCGCGUAUUUAGUAUGUAUAUUGAAUCGAUUAUCUUUUUUUCCUUUCUUGGAUCUAUAAAAAUAUUAACUAU
Molecule: messenger RNA, 1512 nt
Organism: Sipha flava (yellow sugarcane aphid)
Lineage: Eukaryota; Metazoa; Arthropoda; Insecta; Hemiptera; Aphididae
Source: RefSeq, a predicted model, not a curated record